AGUUCUGAGGGGCGGGUGAAGGAGGAAAGGGCGAGCUGGGAGAGGAGCAGGCGCUCGCCACAACAACCCCCACCCUGCUCUCCACGCGCCAGGUCCUGCACGCUAGGUGGGAGGGUGACGACAAGGAUGGAGGAGCGGGGCCCCACCCCCGCCCUCCCCCGGCGCACCAUCUGCAGCGGAGAGGGCCUUGAGCUGCGUGGGAAAUGCGAAUCUCCCUAAAGGCAGGGGUUUAUGUCCCCCUCCCCACAGGCCACGUGACAUUUAUUACUCUUGAAUGGAGUGAGAAGAAAGUUAUUUGGGAGAUGAUCAACUCCGGCAAUGUCAUCGUGUGUUCACGGCAACAGCGGGGCAGUGGGUCCAAGGGGCGGCCCCGGGCCUCCGUGACGUCACCGGGCUUUCGCGUCAUAGUCGCCUACCCCUGCGGCGCAACGCGCCCUGCAGGAAGGAUGACGUCACGGUCGGAGCUCCUGCAGACCAGUGCGCGCUCGGGGAGUAGGCGAGUCGGGGGCGGUUGGGAGACGUCCUGAGCGCGCGGGACUGACAGGCGGUGUCCCCUGGUCCCCGGGGGAGGGAAGGCUGUGGCAGGAAGUGAGGAUCCUCUGUCCCCUCAGGAUGAGGUGCUACUGAUCCAGGAGGCCAAGAGGGAGUGCCGGGGGUCGUGGUACCUGCCUGCGGGGAGAAUGGAGCCGGGGGAGACCAUCGUGGAGGCGCUGCAGCGGGAGGUGAAGGAGGAGGCGGGGCUGCACUGUGAGCCCGAGACACUGCUGUCCGUGGAGGAGCGGGGCCCCUCCUGGGUCCGCUUCGUGUUCCUCGCUCGCCCCACAGGUGGAAUUCUCAAGACUUCCAAGGAGGCCGAUGCAGAGUCCCUGCAGGCUGCCUGGUACCCACGGAGCUCCCUGCCCACUCCGCUGCGAGCCCAUGACAUCCUGCACCUGGUUGAGCUAGCCGCCCAGUAUCGCCAGCAAGCCAGGCACCCUCUCAUUCUGCCGCAAGAGCUACCCUGUGAUCUGGUCUGCCAGCGGCUCGUGGUCACCUUUACCAGCACCCAGACAGUGUGGGUGUUGGUGGGCACAGUGGGGAUGCCUCACUUGCCUGUCACUGCCUGUGGCCUCGACCCUGUGGAGCAGAGGGGUGGCAUGAAGAUGGCCAUCCUGCGGCUGCUGCAGGAGUGUCUGACCCUGCACCACUUGGUGGUGGAGAUCAAGGGGUUGCUUGGACUGCAGCACCUGGGCCGAGAUCACAGUGAUGGCAUCUGUCUGAAUGUGCUGGUGACCGUGGCUUUUCGGAGCCCAGGGAUCCAGGAUGAACCCCCAAAGAUUCGGGGUGAGAACUUCUUUUGGUGGAAGGUGACUGAGGAAGACCUGCAAAGCCAGCUCCUCAAGCGGCUUCAGGGAUCCUCUGUUGUCCCAGUGAACAGAUAGGGAGGUGGAGGAGGUGACAAGGAGCUAGGCAGCCAUGCUCCCUCCAGUGCAGACAUGUCUGUCUCUGAGGGAGGCAAGAGGCUGGCGAUCAGGGAUCUUGUUGCAUUGGGAGCAGGGGCGGCUCUCCUGGUUCCCGGGAGAGAUGCUUUGAGGAGCAUUCCUCUACAUUGCACAAGGGACAGUGCCUUUAACCAAGCAAGGAGUCCAAAGCUCAGGACCUGACAACCCUGAGGGCACACUGACACCUCUCCCCAGGGGGAUGGGGAGCUUUCUGCACCACCAGUGGCAUCUCCUCCUCAUGCUCUGUGCCCUCCUUGGGAAAGGCCUGCAUCCUGAUCCUUCCAGGCCCUUGGAGCCUGGAGGGGCACUGGGGAAGGUGUCCUGAGGGAGGAGCCCCUUGCUGAGUAAAGAGGUGUUACUUACCUUG
This is a messenger RNA of Mandrillus leucophaeus (drill), 1848 nucleotides long. RefSeq names its product nudix (nucleoside diphosphate linked moiety X)-type motif 18 (gene NUDT18). NCBI's taxonomy places the organism in Eukaryota, Metazoa, Chordata, Mammalia, Primates, Cercopithecidae. Gene Ontology annotation, molecular function: magnesium ion binding; 8-oxo-GDP phosphatase activity; 8-oxo-dGDP phosphatase activity. The record is from RefSeq and is a predicted model, not a curated record.